Messenger RNA from Haemonchus placei, 807 nucleotides. NCBI's taxonomy places the organism in Eukaryota, Metazoa, Nematoda, Chromadorea, Rhabditida, Trichostrongylidae. The record is from the annotation of a GenBank genome assembly.
CUGGGCGGUCUUGCACUUCUAGCUCAUUUUAUUGCCGAUCGACUUCAUUCGAAACUUCCUCUACAUUUCGAUGGACAUGUGUCGAAAGGAUACGAGAGUGUUCAGAAGGCAUUCGAGCAGAAUUUCAUCGAUGGUUGGGAGUCCGAAGGAGCAUCAUUUGCAGUGUAUGUGAAAGGUCAAAAGGUAGUGGACCUGUGGGGAGGAUAUGCCGACAAACAAGCGGCCCGCAUUUGGAAGGAGAAUACCAUUUCGGUGGCAUUUUCUACGACAAAAGCCGUUGCAGCUGUUUGUAUAGCGAUGCUUGCUGACCGAGGACGUCUCAAGUACGACGAUCUCGUCUCGAAACACUGGCCUGGAUUUGCCAAGAACGGCAAAGAGAACAUCACUAUUGAAUGGGUUAUGUCACAUAUGGCUGGGCUACCAUACUUCGAUACACAAAUUACUGAAGAGAUGGCAAGGGACCACAACCUCAUGAGGAAGGUGAUCGAAAACGAGACGCCCAAACGACCGGCUGGGAAAAGUAGUGGUUAUCAUCUGCUCACCUACGGAUGGCUAGUGGAUCAGAUUGUAAGGCAUACGGAUGAGAAACACCGAGGAGUUGGACAAUUUCUCAGGGAAGAAAUUACCAAACCGAAUGGCUCAGUCAAAAUCCCUUUUCAGAACAGCGCUGUGAGAAAGGCAAUGGAUAAUCCAUCAUGGUUCGAUGUAGCCUACAAGUGCACCGUGAACAAUCCUGAACAACAUGCACUGGAACAAGCAGCCGCAACUGGCAUCGGAAACGCUCGAUCGCUAGCUGCUAUAUUCAAU